This is a messenger RNA of Williopsis jadinii, 749 nucleotides long. RefSeq names its product chromatin-binding exonuclease XRN1 (gene XRN1). Gene Ontology annotation, molecular function: 5'-3' RNA exonuclease activity; RNA binding. Gene Ontology annotation, cellular component: nucleus. The record is from RefSeq and is a predicted model, not a curated record. The transcript is spliced from 2 exons. The coding region runs from base 120 to 542 and encodes 140 amino acids. Gene Ontology annotation, biological process: rRNA catabolic process; nuclear-transcribed mRNA catabolic process. Lineage: Eukaryota; Fungi; Ascomycota; Saccharomycetes; Phaffomycetales; Wickerhamomycetaceae.
CUAAAUCAUCGUCCAACAAAUAAGGGAGAAACAAGGAAUAUAAACAACCACAAACAACCACAACAAAGCUCCAAUAGCGGCUCCGGGUUGGUUUGACAAGAGAUAAUUUCUAAAGUAUCAUGGGUAUUCCAAAGUUCUUUAGACUCAUCUCUGAGAGAUGGCCUCUUAUAUCGCAAUUGAUUGAGGGAAAUCAGAUACCUGAGUUUGACAACUUGUAUCUCGAUAUGAACUCGAUCUUGCACACCUGUACUGCUCGUAACAAGGAAGCUGACAGCUCCAAGAGAAUGACUGAAGAUGAAGUGUUUAGUGCUAUCUUUGCUUACAUCGAUCAUCUUUUCGAUACUAUCAAACCACAAAAGGUGUUUUACAUGGCGAUUGAUGGUGUUGCACCAAGAGCUAAGAUGAACCAGCAGAGAUCUAGAAGUUCCUCAAAUGCCACCACCUAUGAUGAUGAUUCCACAAGGCUUCCCACCACAAGGAUUUGUUUCUAUGCCAAUUCCAGGGUUGAUUCCAAUACCACCGCAUAUGAUUCCAGGAGCUAGUCAAUUUAUCCCAGCGCAAGUCCAACCUCAAAAUGCGCCAAUUCCUCCACAAGAUGCUAUUCCAUCAGAAGCUAUUGAUGCCUCCAAUAAGGGAUCUAACAACUUUAGAGGAAGAGGUAGAGGUAGAGGAGGAAGAGGUCGUGGUCGUGGCAGAGGUCGUGGUGGAAAGCCUAGUGGUGAAACCUCACGUGCAACUGAGACCGCAGG